AUGUCACUCACCCCCUGGUCGCCGUCAUCCACUUACCCACUCAUCGGUAGUCCCCGUCAUCCACUCAUCGGUAGUCCUCUUCGCUUCGUACUCACCAUCGGGCCCACAUCGUGCUUCAUAUCUGCUCUUAAUUUUCCUCCAACUGCAUAUUCAAGGUCAAUAGGUCAUCAUGGUGUUAAGUAUUUUGUUGUUGAGAUCAUUGAAAAAAAGAUGAAGAUAAGUUAUUCAGAGUUCUUGGUUGCUGAUUUCAGUUGGGAUCGAUCAAGGGUGAAAUACAAAGGCGACCAAUCAAGAAUAAGGCAAAACUUCAGAAUUCAAAUUUCACAGCAUUUGGGUUUUGCUGGUGGUUCGUAAUUUGGAUAAACAAGAGGAGCAGUAUACAAAGUUCAAGGCCAAUCAAGUUUUAUUUAGUUUGAUAGUUUUAUGUUUUGAGUACUACCACAACAUUUAAACUUUUUUUUUUUUUUUGAAGACGUGUGUUUUAAGUAUUUUGUUGUUACACACGUUAAAUUUAAGUUAAAAUAGUGAUAUUAUGUUCUUCAUUUA
Messenger RNA from Lactuca saligna, 546 nucleotides. NCBI's taxonomy places the organism in Eukaryota, Viridiplantae, Streptophyta, Magnoliopsida, Asterales, Asteraceae. The record is from the annotation of a GenBank genome assembly.